This is a messenger RNA of Mesitornis unicolor (brown roatelo), 372 nucleotides long. It is a transcript of the gene MARCHF2, whose product is annotated as membrane-associated ring finger (C3HC4) 2, E3 ubiquitin protein ligase. The annotation marks the transcript as partial. The transcript has 2 exons. Gene Ontology annotation, biological process: protein ubiquitination. NCBI's taxonomy places the organism in Eukaryota, Metazoa, Chordata, Aves, Mesitornithiformes, Mesitornithidae. The record is from RefSeq and is a predicted model, not a curated record. Gene Ontology annotation, molecular function: ubiquitin-protein transferase activity; zinc ion binding.
AUGACGACGGGCGACUGCUGCCACCUCCCCGGCUCCCUCUGCGACUGCCCGGGAAGCGCUGCCCUCUCCAAGUCGGUGGAGGACUCGGACAUCGGGCGCCCGCAGUACGUCACACAGGUCACCGCCAAGGACGGACGGCUCCUCUCUACGGUGAUCAAGGCGCUGGGCGCACAGAGUGACGGUCCCAUCUGUCGAAUCUGUCAUGAAGGUGGAAAUGGGGAGGGACUGCUUUCCCCGUGUGACUGCACAGGAACACUGGGCACCGUGCACAAGAGCUGCCUGGAAAAAUGGUUAUCCUCCUCCAACACAAGUUACUGUGAGCUCUGCCACACAGAAUUUGUUGUAGAGAGAAGACCGAGACCUUUGACAGAG